GGUUUCUUGGAGUACAUCUGGUGAAUGGCACCAAUGAAGUCAACCAUAUCAAAGAUGCUGUAGAAGUCAUAGGUCAGGCAUUCACAAGGCUGCUGGCUAAAGAGUCAAUCUCAAAUCCCCCAACUGAAUGCAAGGAUACAGACAGUUGGUAUCAUGGGGACAAAGUCUACGAAGCUUUGAUAGAAACCAAGUUGAAUGGAGAGACAGGGCAAGUGAGCUUCAGCCAGGAGGGAGACCGGCUGAACCCGAUGUAUGAAAUCAUUAAUAUCAACAGCAAUCAAAGGGCCAUGUCUGUUGGACUGUUUGGAGAUAAGGACAAGGUUCUUGGACUGAGAAUGAUGGUCACAAAUUUAACCUGGCCAGGGAAUGUGUUUGUGAAACCUAAGGGAGAGAAAAUCUCUCGUGACCUGAGGAUUGUAACACUGAAGGAGAAACCAUUUGUGGAAAUCACACGUCUUCCCAAAGAUGGACAAUGCCGUCCCAUUCAUCCUGCUGUCCAUGCUUUUCCCUGUAAAAAUGGAACUCAAGAUUACUGCUGUAUGGGAUACUGCAUGGACAUGCUGGCUAAAAUUGCAGAAAAGGUGCAGUUCAACUUUACCAUUCAUCUCAGCAAAGAUGGAAUGUUUGGUACAUUUGAGAAGCAUAACGGAUCAGAAAAAAAGUACUGGAAUGGCAUGAUGGGAGAACUGAUGAGUAAGGAGGUUGAUCUCAUUGUAGCUCCACUGACAAUAAACCCUGAGAGAGCCAAGGACAUUGACUUCACCAAACCAUUCAAAUAUCAAGGUCUCAAUAUUCUUGUCAAAAAGAACCAAAAAGACUCCAGUUUGGGCUCCUUUCUACAACCAUUUCAAGACACACUGUGGAUUCUAGUCGGCCUGUCUGUGCAUGUGGUGGCACUUGUCCUGUACCUCCUGGACCGUUUCUCUCCCUUUGGACGUUUUAAGCUGGCAAAGAGUGAUGAUGCUGAAGAGGAUGCUCUCAACUUGUCCAGUGCCAUGUGGUUCUCAUGGGGUGUCCUCUUGAACAGUGGCAUCGGUGAAGGCACUCCUCGGAGUUUCAGUGCCCGUGUUCUGGGUAUGGUGUGGGCAGGCUUUGCUAUGAUCAUUGUAGCCUCCUACACAGCCAACCUUGCUGCUUUCCUGGUGUUGGAUAGACCUGAGGCCCACAUCUCUGGCAUUGAUGAUCCAAGGCUGCGCAAUCCAAAUGAGAAGUUCAAGUAUGCCACGGUGAAGGGAAGUGCCGUUGAGAUGUACUUCAAGAACCAGGUGGAACUGUCCACAAUGUACCGGAACAUGGAGAAACAGAAGCAGUAUCUUACAGCAGAGGCUGCCAUUGAGGAUAUUCGUAAAGGGGAACUACAGGCUUUUAUCUGGGACUCCCCUCGUCUGGAGUAUGAAGCAGCACAUGACUGUGACCUAACCACAGCUGGGGACCUGUUUGGCCGCUCAGGACUUGGGAUUGGUCUACAGAAGAAUAGUCCCUGGACACAUGAGGUCUCAAUGGCUGUCCUUGACAUGCAUGAAAGUGGCUUUAUGGAACAGCUGGACAAUCGUUGGAUUCGAGUGGACAGCAGGUCGUCAUGUCCAGAGAGCAACUCUGCCCCAGCUACCUUGGGCUUGACCAAUAUGGCAGGUGUGUUUAUGAUGGUUGCUGGGGGGAUUGUAGCGGGGGUGCUUCUCAUUUUCAUUGAGAUAGCUUACAAACGUCACCGCGGCUUAAAGGAGAAAGAACUGGAACUUGCCCGAAAUGCCGCAGACAGAUGGCGUGGCAACAUCGAAAAAAGAAGAACCUUAAGGCAAACACUGCAGAAACAAAGAGAGGAGCUGAAAAAACCCAACUCAGUUUCUAAGCAACCCAGUCCUUCUUCAAUGCAUGCUACAACCCCCACCACCAAUGCCAACUCUCUGAUGGUCAACCUGGAGAGCAACAACACAAAACCAAUCAGUCCCUUCUAUCGCAGGCCCUCUCUCUUGGAGGCAACCACCAACAGUGAUUGUCUGCCCCCACCUUUACCCAUGGGCUACCAGCCCCCAGGAUAUGUCCCGGCUAGGUCUGGGCGAACUGUGACCUGGCACAACCCAUCACACAACCCGGAUCAUCUGGUUUAA
Molecule: messenger RNA, 2108 nt
Organism: Candidula unifasciata
Lineage: Eukaryota; Metazoa; Mollusca; Gastropoda; Stylommatophora; Geomitridae
Source: the annotation of a GenBank genome assembly